UUCACGUCAUUAUCUGAGUAGAAGGUUAUUUGUUUCUAAGUUGAUUUGGUUUUUCUUUUCUGAGCUGUGAGUUUUUUUUUAUUAAUUUGUAUUCCUGAAUUGGUGAUAAACUUAUGUUUCUGUUUCUAAUUGUAUUGAAAGAAAGAGUAUAGUUGUUUCGAAUAUUAUAAAAACUGAUACAUUUGAUAAAUUUUAUAUCUACCUGUUUCAAAAUAUUUUGGGUUUUGCACUUUUGGACCAGUUUGUAUACAUUUGAUGUACAUGUGAGAAAUGGAAAUGGUUUGAGUAUACAUUUUAUAUCAUAAGCACUGUUCAUAGUAGCAGUGGAAUGGUGGUUUUGCCCCCGAGGCUGAUUCCACUCUAUUGGAGUUUGUCUCUUAAAUAACUCACCGACUAAAAGGGUUGAAAUCAACGGAAAGAGAGAGUGAAGGAGAGAGAGUUCAGUUCGAUCUGCUUAAAAAAAAAAAAAAAAAAAAAAAAAAAUCACCGACUGAAAGAGAGAGUUGAAAUCGGCGGAAAGAGAGAGUGAAAGUUGGAUCUGCUGCUGUUGGUUGCUUUAAGAUACAGAGGUUGAGUUGAAAACAAGUACGAAAUCUCACCGUCUACGAGUACGACAUCUGGGUUCAGAGUUGAAGCUAUUAACUUGCUUCUGUCAUUAGUUAAUCUGACGAGAUUUUAUGCAAAAAAGUAUCAGUACCGUCUUUCUGCUGCUGUUCCAUUGUCUGUUACUCAGUAUUAUCUUGCUUUCCCAUUUUGAUUCAGAUUUUGGGAACAGUAUGCAGUCAGAUUCCUUGAAUCUUUUGGAUCCAGAAGAGGUGGAAAAGCCUUUUUGUCCUCACUGUUCGAGGACAAUAUCAAGCUGGUGGAAAAGUCAUUUCUGUCCUUGCUCUUCUCUGUCUUGGAUAGGCAUAAUGAUCGGGGUUGGGAUUGGGUGGCUUACAUCAAGAUCAACAAAACCGAAAGAAGAGAGCAGAGAGAAAAGAGGAAUAGAAUAGACGAAAGCAGAAGAUCUGUGAGCUCUGGAAAGAAGAGAGUGUUGGAUAGGCAUAACCAAUUAACCAUCGGGUUUGGAACUGAGUGGCUCACAUCAAGAUAAAAAAAAAGUGAAAGAAGAGAGAAGAAAGAAAAGAGGGAUAGAACAAAGGGGAAUGUCGCGGCGAGAAUAGAGAGUCGAAAAAGGGAGAGGAAGAGAAAAGAAAGACAAGCAGAAUAGAGGAAAGGAGAAGAUCUUGGCCAGAAUAGACCGGUUGCAAGAAGGUUCAGGUUUUUUCGCUCUCUCGCUCCUCCUCCCUCUCAACUUGACAGUGGUGCAUAUUUUUAGCGCAUCGAAAAAGUGUAGAUCGGAGAUUGAGCCCAGAAGAAGAAACCGUUACCGUUUCUGAGAUGCUUCUCAUCUUGGCUACCAGAAAAAGGUCACCAUAGAAGCACCCAAAGCUUCAGUUACAGAAAGCCACCCAUUACUCUUCCAAAGAUCUUUGCUUUCAACUCCUUCCUCAAUCGGAAGCCAGUUUGCUUGGAUCAAGAAGCUUCCACCAGCCAAGAAGGUUACUUUUUUCAUCUGGGUAGUGUCAAGAGCUUGAAUAAGAUGAAAUCGAGUUACUGGAUUUUGAUCUGAGGAAGGAGAACACGAAAACCAAAGGCUGUUAUUUGGAAAGAAGAAGCAGUGAUAGUAUAUUACUGUUGCAGUAGUCCCAAGUCGGGAUAAAUCAGUCAAGAAAUUUGUGAAAGCUGGCAGUGAGGAAAACAAGGCAUUCAUUUCCAAGGUUGAGGUAGACAACAUAGAGAGGGUGGAGAGGGUCUCAUCACUGAACCGUACUUUUUUCUGUUUGAUAUCUCAGAGCAGGUUCAAUCCUUUGAACUUGCGCUGCAUCCUUUGAAUCCUGAAUCUUGAAUCCUGAAGAACACCACAAACCGCUGCGUACCACCACCAUUGAAUUCCAAACCACCAUCACCCUACCUUUUUUCGAAAAAAAAUUCAGAUCCGUCUUGAAACCCUAGAAAACCCAAUCCUGCAAAAAUCCCGAAUUCCUCAAUGGCCGGACCUGUAAUUGAAGGCGAACAGUCAAAUCCCGAGAAGGCAAUGGUGCCAUCCUCACAAGUCAUCCAUCACCACUACACCACCCAACAAGACAACUUUGCGUUCCCAACAAGUGUUGUCUUGAAUGAAUCCAACUACACCAUAUGGGCUCCUCUCAUGCGGAUGCGCAUUGGAGCACGAGGGAAGGUUGGUUAUCUGACCGGAGUGAAGGCUGAACCCGCCAUAAAUUCUGCAGAGUAUGAAGCUUGGGCCACGGACAAUGAAAAGGUGAAAAGUUGGCUCAUUGACUCCAUGGAGUCCUCUCUUAUGAACCGGUAUAUUCGUCUCCCUACUGCAAAAGAUAUUUGGGAAGCUGUGGAGAAAACUUUUUAUGAUGAUUCUGAUGAAACCCGGAUCUUUGAAUUGAACAAGAAGUGUUUUGAAGCAAAGCAAAAUGGACGGCCUAUUCCUACCUACUAUAAUGAGUUAGUGGCGAUGUUCCAGGAGAUUGAUCAAAGGGUGGCCUCUCAGAAUGAUAAUGUUGCAGCUGUAGUUCAAGAGACCUCAGCGAUGUCCCGGAUGCGUGUUCACAUGUUUUUGAGUGGACUUGACCUAGAGUAUGAUCAGGUGUGUGGAGAAAUCCUGCGCAAGGAACCUAAAUUCUCUUUGGAGCAGAGCUAUGCUUACAUUCGCAAGGUGCAAUCAGAGAAACAGGCUAUGGGGCAUUCGAUACCUACCGAAUCCUCUGUUAUGGCUGUCCAACGCAAACCAGGUCCUCCUCCAGGCUUCUCACAUCGUCCUCUAGGUAAACCAAAUCCAUAUGCAAAUAGAAAGUGCAUUGUGUGUGGGGAACUAGGUCAUAGCAAAGAGCGGUGCUAUGAAGUGAUUGGUUACCCUGAUUGGUGGGACUUCACCAAGAAACCACGAAAGAAUCUGGGCAAGGCCGCCAUUGCUACUACAGAGGAAGAGCGUCUAGACAAUGCCUCCGCUAAUGUAGCGCAAUCAGGUAUGAAGGGACAUUCUGACUCGGCGGAUCCUUAGUUAUGGUGUUAGAAGGGGGAAAUUGUACUACCUGGAUUUGACAGAGAAUGGAGAGAAUCAGAAGCAUCUUUUUGGGCAAGCUAAUCAGAUCAAUGGGGUAGAGAAUGCGAAGGAAGCUGUAUGGUUAUGGCAUCGCCGUUUAGGUCAUCUAUCUUUUAGUUAUCUUAAGAAGCUGCAACCUCAUUUGUUUUCUGUUGUCAGUGAUUUGGAUUUCCAUUGUGACAUUUGUGAACUAGUCAAGAGCCACCGUGUUUCAUAUUCACCAAGUCUUAAUAAAAGUCCUGUUCCUUUUAUGAAAAUUCACUCUGA
Molecule: messenger RNA, 3367 nt
Organism: Rosa rugosa (rugosa rose)
Lineage: Eukaryota; Viridiplantae; Streptophyta; Magnoliopsida; Rosales; Rosaceae
Exons: 9
Coding region: 2033-3058 (341 amino acids)
Molecular function (GO): zinc ion binding; nucleic acid binding
Source: RefSeq, a predicted model, not a curated record